Messenger RNA from Nymphalis io (European peacock), 1144 nucleotides. RefSeq names its product CLIP domain-containing serine protease B4-like. Gene Ontology annotation, biological process: proteolysis. Bases 45 to 1127 code for a protein of 360 amino acids. The record is from RefSeq and is a predicted model, not a curated record. Lineage: Eukaryota; Metazoa; Arthropoda; Insecta; Lepidoptera; Nymphalidae. Gene Ontology annotation, molecular function: serine-type endopeptidase activity. The transcript is spliced from 9 exons.
AGUACUUAAUUAUGAACGUAUGAACUGUGAUUAAGUUUGUGAAAAUGACUGCUUUUCCUGUAAUAUUUCUUGUGUUUAUUUUUAAGUUAACAGUUAACGCGCAAUUUGGAACCGUAUCUCUUAGCAUUGAUAUGAACCCACGUGAUGAAAAUACGUUAUCUCAAAGUCAAUGUCCGGUCAAUAUGUCAUGUGUGCCAAUUAGCGCAUGUCCAUUAUUAGAAGAUCUCUUAGACUUUUCAUGUUUUUCUUCAGACAGGUAUUUUCACCGUCUAAACUCCUUGACCUGCGGUAAUGUGAAUAACGAAGACCACGUGUGUUGUCCGUCGUGUGAUUGUGCGCACCUUUACGAGCCGGGCACUCGAGAAUGCGGCAAGAGUAUGGUGAAUGGUGUAGACAGCGGAAUCGGUGCUCAUCCUUGGGUUGCCAGAAUUGGAUUUACAAAUAAAGACACUGGCAACGUCAGGUUCGCUUGCAGCGGCUCCAUUAUAGCUAAACGCGUUGUUCUAACAGCUGCACAUUGCGCUUUAGCCAAGCCUGAAGGAUAUAAGCUGUCAAGUGUUGUUAUUGGUGAAUGGGAUAUAAGCCAAAGUCCUGAUUGUAACGAAUACUUCUGCGCUCCAGCAACUCAGGCGAUUAAGGUAGAGAGUGUGUCUGUUCACCCCGGGUAUGAGCAAAAGAUAUUCAGACACGAUAUUGCCAUGAUAAUACUGAAAGACGAAAUCAAAUACUCCGUGACAGCGGCUCCGAUCUGUUUGAAUGAUAAGCCGGAAAUAGUGAUCAACGAACGCGCUUCGCUGGUCGGCUGGGGAAAACUCUCAGGACAAAACAAUUUGAUUGGACGCCAACAACAGUUAGAUGUACCAUUAGUAUCUCUAGAGACAUGUGAGCGUAUAUUUGGUGAAUCGGUUCCCAUUCACGAAGGCCAGCUAUGUGCAGGGGGUGAAGAAGGGAAAGACGCUUGUUCCGGGUUUGGUGGAGCGCCUCUAUUACUGAAGAGAGACGGUCAAUAUGUUCAAGUCGGUAUUGUGUCAUUUGGAUCUGAAAACUGCGGAAGUGAGGGCGUCCCGAGUGUGUACACAAACAUAGCUCAUUAUUACAAUUGGAUCGUGGAUAAUUUGCCAUCUUGAGUCUAUUACAUAUUAUU